Molecule: messenger RNA, 5402 nt
Organism: Esox lucius (northern pike)
Lineage: Eukaryota; Metazoa; Chordata; Actinopteri; Esociformes; Esocidae
Gene: meis1a
Product: Meis homeobox 1 a
Exons: 13
Coding region: 576-1748 (390 amino acids)
Biological process (GO): positive regulation of cell population proliferation; embryonic pattern specification; animal organ morphogenesis
Molecular function (GO): DNA-binding transcription activator activity, RNA polymerase II-specific; RNA polymerase II cis-regulatory region sequence-specific DNA binding
Source: RefSeq, a predicted model, not a curated record
ACUGCAGAUCGCGAGCCUCCAAAACAGGCGGACAAGCCACGGCUCCUUUAAGAGAAACUAAGUCAGGAAAGAUCACCCCUCCUUCUUCAGAUCCCCACUUGGAUGGUAGGCUAUUGCAUCAAAGAAACCUUCACUGGAGUUGCAAGUGAUCGAGGAGACGAUGGGGACUGUUUUUGAACAUCUACAUGAAUAUAUGAAGCAUUCCAAGUGAGAGAAGCGCAAGAGGAGUCCUCAUUAAUUAAGGAACUUGACAACCCCAAUAUUGAUUGACAGCUUGCUUGUUAAGAGAUAGUCUCAAUGUUUUUUCGGCAAUGGGCAUUUAACAGCAGUCUCCAGCGUGAAGUCGUAACAUUGUGUAGCUUGUUGUGAACCGUCUACAGAAGAAAGCAAAGGAGCACGGUACUGGAUUGUGGUGUUUUUGUCUUUUGCUGGACUUACGCUCAGUCUGGCAAUCAUCCUCUGGAGAGACGCGCACGGGAUUCAUAAUCUUGCAUUUGGAGUUAAGUGUUUAUAUACAGCCCUGGCCUCGUAGAAGACGCUUGGAGUCCAAGAGAGUCGGCUAGAGUGACAGGCCGAUGGCGCAACGUUAUGAAGACCUUCCCCAUUACGGAAUGGACGGGGUAGGGCUGCCCUCGACCAUAUACGGGGACCCUCACGCAGGUCGCUCCAUGCAAGCGGUUCACCUGAACCACGGGCCCCAGUUCCACUCGCACCAGUACCCGCACUCAACACACGCCAAUGCUAUACCGCCCAGUAUGGGCUCCUCCGUCAACGACGCUAUAAAAAGAGACAAAGAUGCCAUUUAUGGGCAUCCCCUUUUCCCACUUCUAGCACUGAUUUUUGAAAAAUGUGAAUUAGCAACUUGCACGCCGAGAGAAACUGGGGUGGCUGGAGGCGACGUGUGUUCCUCUGAGUCGUUCAAUGAAGAUAUAGCUGUAUUUUCAAAACAGAUUAGAUCAGAGAAGCCUUUAUUUUCGUCAAAUCCAGAACUGGAUAAUUUGAUGAUUCAGGCAAUUCAGGUAUUACGGUUUCAUCUGCUCGAGCUGGAGAAGGUACACGAGCUAUGUGAUAAUUUUUGUCAUCGAUAUAUCAGCUGCUUGAAAGGAAAAAUGCCUAUUGAUUUGGUCAUAGACGACAGGGACGGUGGAAAUAAAUCUGACAGUGAAGAUUUUACAAGAUCGUCUGGGCCUCUUGAUCAGAUCUCGUGGAACAGGGACCACGACGACACAGCAUCCAUUCGCUCGUCGGGGACGCCAGGACCCUCCAGCGGGGGACACACGUCACACAGCGGAGACAAUAGCAGUGAACAAGGUGACUGCCUGGACAACGGGGCGGCCUCUCCCAGCACGGGGGACGAUGACGACCCCGACAAGGACAAGAGGGAUCGUCACAACAAGAAACGAGGCAUCUUCCCCAAAGUGGCCACCAACAUCAUGAGGGCAUGGCUCUUCCAGCACUUGACGCACCCGUAUCCUUCAGAAGAGCAGAAGAAACAGCUGGCUCAGGACACAGGCCUGACAAUCCUACAAGUAAACAAUUGGUUCAUCAAUGCGAGACGGAGAAUAGUGCAGCCCAUGAUCGACCAGUCCAACAGAGCAGUGACUGGAGGAGGACCCUACACCCCAGAUGGUCAACCAAUGGGAGGCUUCGUCAUGGACGGCCAGACACACAUGGGAAUCAGACCACCUGGGCCCAUGGGUGGGAUGGGCAUGGGUAUGGGCGUGGAGGGCCAGUGGCAUUACAUGUGACCCUUUGCCAAAAGACCCAGCGCAGAACCCAGGGGGACACACUCAGAACUGCUUGGUACUUCAGAAAAUGCAGUGUGCCAUGGCAGUCCAAUUGACACGGAUAGGGGUAUCACUCUGACCUACACUGGUGCCCCCACCAUCAUCCUCCCAUCGCCUAGCCUGCCUCUGGGGCUGGAUCUGCCAGUGCUGCCGCUCCCUCCGUGACUCUUCUCUGACCCAGUGGUAUCAAUUGCGCUGGUGCCAAGCCUGAAACUCACCACCAUCGCCUGACUGAGAGUCAGUGAAGCCCACCCUUCUACUUUUCCUACUGUUUUCGAACCACCACUCUGACUGUGAAAGGCCUUGGAAGCCCCAUCAUGCCUUGUGAGGACUUCUAACAUUGUGAGGACUGUUCUUGUGGGAAGUACAAAUACUGAGUUCUCUAGUGGAUACUUCAAUACUUUUUUAAUUCAACCAAAACAGACAAAUUGUACUUUUUUCCCAAUUUUGUUGCAUGGCAUGGAUGGAAACAGAGGUGGGAGUCUUGCCUUGGCUGUGGACUUUUACCAAGAGAAGAAGCCGAUAUCUGUAUUUUCUGGGAGGGACUUUUUUUUUACAAACCCUGGAAACCUUUUUUUUUUAAUAAUUAAAUUGUUGUAAUUCUGGGAAAUGGCAAUAAUGUCAUGCAAUAGUGUGCCGUUUACUGUUUUGGCACAAACUCUAUGGACUAGUGACAAUUGCUGUUGCAAGUGCUCUGGUAUUGGUUUGUCAUACUAUGCUGUUUGAAAAAAAAAGACUAGUCUUAUUUACAUUUCACACUAUGUGUGUGUCUUUUUUUCAUAGACUUUUAUCUGCUAACCUACCACAAACCUCUUUGCAUUUGAAAAUAAAAAAUACUUAAGUGAAUCACUUUCUCUUAGUUUGCUCUAUGGAAACCAGAAAGGAACUGUUAAUACAGUAUAUUAAAUGCAGUAAAGGGCUUCAUAACACUUAACCUUCACUAUAAUUACUACAGUGUUGCAACACAGUUAGCCCAUGAGAGUAAUAAUUAUAGCUCAAAUGCAGAGGUAGCCUUUUACAUAAAUAGCUGCACCCAUCCCUGCCUCACCUGGGUAGUUUUGUAUUUACUGACUACUUAAUGGAUCGACUCACCUACUGCGAUGGGAAAGGCCUUUGCAAAUUGUGCCCUACCGUCAAUAUAGUGCACUACAUUUGGGUUCUGAGUAGUGCACUACAUUUGGGCCGGCCCCAUAGGGUUCUGAGUAGUGCACUACAUUUGGGCCGGCCCCAUAGGGUUCUGAGUAGUGCACUAAAAGGGAAUUGUGGUGCCAUUUACGUUUACGGGUGCCAUUUGUGAGAGAUCCAUAGUGUUGUUUGUGGGGGUAAGAACCACUAUCUCUCUCUCUCUGGUUUCUCAGCUGUUGUUUGACGUGUGGCUGAAGGAAGCAAGCUGUUGAGGACAUAAGGUUGGCUUGCCUGUUGGGACGUUGUAUUCACGUCAGAACCAAGACAAGGACAGACCAGAUGGGCUUCCCUGAAGAGACGCUGUAUUCACAUCAGAAACCAAGAUCAGCACAGACCAGGUUGGCUUGGCUGAUGGGACAUUGUAUUCACGUCAGAACCAAGACAAGGACAGGUCAGGUUGUCUUGCCUGAUGGGAUAUUGUAUUCAUAUCAGAACCAAGACGAGGACAGACGAGGUUGGUCUGUUCACUGAUCUGUUCACAAUUAUACUCAAUACUCAAAUAUUUGCAUGAAUUUUCAACAGAUAAAAUGCAUUGAACUGAAACUCAGCCACUUCCAACUGGAGAGCAUCUGAGACAAAAAAAUAUGCUGACACUACACCAGCCACUACCAAACAUCCUCCAUGCUGAGAAGAAGAGCUAGAUACAAAUGGGAAUCUACCCUGGAAUUUCAGGGACUGUAAAUAAGCAGACGCCUUUUAUAUAGGCUGCUGUUAGUGCAAAUACUUAUGUGAAACUCCAGGAACAAUUUGCAUUGCCCAGUGAAAGUCUACACACAAUUUGCAGUCUUCACAUUUUGAUGACUUAAAUUACAUCUAGAAAGGGAUUUAAAAAAAAUUAUGAUUUAUUGUGUAUGUCUUUACACUCACAAAGAUAAUACUUUAGUUGUUUUAGUUUUUUGUGUCAAAAAAGUAAAUUUGAUUGAUGGACAACAAUAUUAAAACCAUGACUCUGAUUAUGAAGCAAAUGUUCAUGACUGGACCACCCAGGAACACCCAGUGCCUGUUGGUGAAAGCCAUUCUGGUGUGUCAUAAAAAUGUAAGUAAUUGUCUUGCUGGAAAAUUGUUUUGCUGGUCCCACAUAGCUCAAUUGUCAGUGCAUGGCCCAUGCAAUGCCAACGUUUGUGGGUUCGGUUCUCACGGGGGAACUGUUUAGAAAUGUAUGCACUCGCUACUGUAAAAUUUACUGUAAAUUGUAAAAACAUUAUCCCAGGGUUACUUUUUCAAAACACAUUUUGGAUUAUAGGAUUAUAUUUAUCAAAAUAAUAUGAAUAGAACAAAAGAAUAAUAGACUUGAACGUGGACUUCUGUUGUAUUCAUUGUAUUUCUGUUCAUUUUGCCAUAUCCAAUGGGCAUAAUCCAGACGGAUAAUUUUCAAAGAAGAAAAGGGUGGAGUUUCCUUUACCUUUUACCUGGGCUUUACUCCUUUCAUAACCUUAUCCUGACAAAUCCCCCAGUCCCUGCCAAUGAGAAGCUUGCCCAUUGAUGCUACCUCCAUAAUACUUGAAUAUAUAGUUUCACUUGUGUUGUCUUGCAUUGAAUUUUACUCAGACAAUGUCUUUGCAGUUUUUUCUUGCAGUUUUAUAAUCAUGUUGUAAAUGUAAUAGAUUUGGAGCCAAUUUCUUUAGCACAGGCUUACUUACUUUUGCUUUACCUACAGGCCAGUAAUUUGGUCUGGUUGUGAUGUUGUUGAUCUCUUUGUACAAGUAUUGUGGUGGCAGCAUCAUGUUACGGGUAUGCUUGCUUCAUAAUGAUUUGCUCUGCCUUGUGAGGACAUACACAAUCGAUGCAUCUUCAAUACAUAUUUCUUGGUCAUUCUGAAAAUGUUCUAAAUAUUUUUUUUUACUUUUAAAAUAUGCAGUAGUAGUUCAUGUAGAUCUGUUGGAAAAAAACAUCAAAUGUAAUCCCUUUGGAGAUUUCAUGUUAAUGCCGCAAAAAUGUGAAGACUGUACAAGGGUUGUUUAGAUGUCCAUUAGAGACUGCACAUACACUAUUUACUAACAAGAUGCUUAAAAUAAAGAAAGUCCUUGCUAGAUACAAAUGAGAGACUUCCCUGGAAUUUGAGGUGUGGGGGGGAUUUGUGUAAAUCUGCCCCAAACACUUAAAUGGAGAGAUUAGUUCCCACUCACGCUCUACUUCUCUCCCUCAAUAGACAGGCUCUCCCAAUCCGCUGGGAGUUUCCUAGAUACACCUCAUUUGGAAGCCAGCAGCCACAAAAGAAACCAUCUAUCUUCUUUUUAAAUUAAAUUAGUCAUUUGGUGUAAGGACUGAGGGAUAUUGUGGAAUUUUUGGUGGGUAAUCCACUUCAUCUAGAGUGAAGAUGAUGGUCCACAAAGAAAAGCAUUUUGAAACUGGCCACAAAUCUUAUUUUUACCCCAAAUGCAAUUUUUAUAAUGUGAUUUUAUUUAAAUAAAUGAGCACCAUAAUGUUAAA